This is a messenger RNA of Talaromyces amestolkiae, 1086 nucleotides long. RefSeq lists its product as uncharacterized. The transcript is spliced from 3 exons. The record is from RefSeq and is a predicted model, not a curated record. NCBI's taxonomy places the organism in Eukaryota, Fungi, Ascomycota, Eurotiomycetes, Eurotiales, Trichocomaceae. Bases 1 to 1086 code for a protein of 361 amino acids. Gene Ontology annotation, molecular function: protein kinase activity. Gene Ontology annotation, biological process: protein phosphorylation.
AUGGCUGGUCCCGUGCGGCAACCCAUCGACAUUCAGUCUUUAGAGAGGUAUAUUGACAACAAUGUGCCUUUGAUCAAGACACCGCUUGAUGUGAAGCAGUUCGGAUUCGGCCAGUCAAACCCGACAUAUCAGCUCACCGAUGCCCGCGGCACGAAGUACGUUAUGCGCAAAAAGCCCCCCGGCAAGCUGCUCUCCAAAACGGCGCAUCAAGUUGAGCGAGAAUAUCGGAUUUUGCAUGCGCUGCAACCGACUGAUGUCCCCGUGCCGAAAGUGUAUACGUUGUGCGAGGACAGCAAUGUGGUUGGCACUGCAUUUUACAUUAUGGAGUUUCUGGAUGGGAGGAUGAUCACCGAUCCUGCUAUUCCGGGUGUGAGUGCUGAGGAACGAAGAGAGAUAUGGCGCGACGCAGCUCGGACUCUCGGCAAGUUGCACCGUGUGGACCCCAAAUCAGUCGGGAUGGAAAAAUUCGGCAAACAUACGGGCUUCUACGAUCGUCAGAUUUCGACUCUUGGACGAGUAUCUCAAGCGCAGGCACAAGCCGUCGAUGUCGACACCAAAGAGCCCGUUGGAGAACUCCCGUACUUCCAGGAGAACGUGCGCUUCUUCUCAAACAAGAGCUCACAGCCACGAGAUCGGACGACGUUCGUUCAUGGUGAUUUUAAGAUAGACAAUCUCGUGUUUCACAAGACCGAACCGCGAGUCAUUGGUAUACUGGACUGGGAAAUGGCGACGAUUGGUCAUCCACUUUCAGAUAUCGCAAACCUGACCAGUCCAUAUUUUCUCGACUCGGCCGAGCACAAAGCCGAGCACUUUCAUCAGUCUCCCGGUAUGCCAGCUAGGCAACAGACUUUACAAUGGUAUGCUGAAGUGACGGGAUACGAUCCGACCCCAGACAUGGACUGGGGCGAUGCUUUCUUCGCCUUCCGUGGCUCCGUUAUUAUGCAGGGAAUUGCGGCGCGAUAUGCGUUGCGCCAGGCCAGUAGUGCUCGAGCACGGGAUUAUAUCAAGAAUAUGAAGCCGUUUGCUGAAGAGACUCACCGGCUAGUGAAAGCGGUCGAAGCAAAGACAACAAAAGGCCGCUUGUAG